AGCGGCUACAGUGUCCUCUGAUAUGGUCGAAGAUAAUCUGAUUCCUGUGCUCGGCGGACGGAGUUCAUCGCCGGAACAACAAAAUCUACUUCGUGGGACGUCGACCACCACUUCUAACAUGAAUGACAACAAAAACUCGUCCUCGGCAAGAGCAAGAGGUACUUCAACAUCAGAUUCGGACGAUAGCGAUACAGAUCCUGAGCCUGCUGCGCCAAAACCCGCUGCUGCGAAGCGUGCUAUCAAGUGCAAAAAUGUCUGGGUCUGGGAGGAUGCAAGGUUUGUCAUGCGCAUUUUGCAUGACUCCUGAUGUCUGUGAUGCAUGCCCUAGCAUCACAGAUUUUACGACGGCUUCCUGAUGCCCAUACCUCAUCAGAAAUGCCCUCUCGCCAUGGUAAAAACUGGACCUCUUUUGCUGUUCACGCAAUACAGAUUUGUUGUAGAAUCGAAAUCCAGCAUCACAAGUUGAAACCUUCCAGAUCCAGACAUAUUUGCAAGGCAUACCUGCUGCACCGUCGCCGAAAGGCGUGCCGCACCCGAAGGUCCGGAGCAAGAGAAGCCCGAUGCCACAACGUGGCCGGCGAAGCCCUGUUGUUGUUCGCCGCCCGCGUCAGGCCUCGCCUGCACCAGAUGACGACUCGUCUUCGCCGGAGGACCUACUUCAGGAAGCGGGUACUACACGAGGAGUAUCAAGUUCCACGAAGAUCAUAGCACCGGGUCCCCGUGCAGCAGGCACGACGGGAGCCACAGCUUUGGGUGAAGAGCACGCGGUCGUUUUAGGUGGAAAUAACAUCGGAACUACCGAACAGAACAUGAUGAGCGCUGCGGAACAGGUCCAGGAACUCCGAGUUGAUGUGCAGCCCGAGGAGGUCGCUGCUAGUCCUAGUGGUCAACAUCUCCCAACACAGGAACAGGCGGUGGAGCACGAAUCUAAUUCUGCGGAAACGGAAAUAGAAAAAGGAGAACUCGACCUCCAGCGCGAAACUCAUGGGCAAGUGGAACAGCAGGGCGUCGAAGCUGAUAUCUUCCCGAAUGCUGAAACCGCUAGUGCCAGGACCUCUGUAGAGGGAGCUGCUACUGCCGCUUCGCAUGAUCCGCCUCAGGAGAGCGCCGGCGUUGAAUCUGGUGCGAAUUACGCGACUGACGGUGAUGUGGUGGUGAAUGGUGCAAGUAGUUCUCCGCUGCACGACGCGCACCAGGGGCAAGGUGUUGAGCCGCAGGAGGAACCGCGAGAUGAACGGUUCCCCAGAUCGAGUACGGGACACGACGACCACGACCCGAUGCUUCUAGAUCAAGGCACAGCCGAAUUUUCCGCAGCCGUGGCUGUAGCAGGGGAUGACUCCACUGAAGUAGUAGAGCACGGGGGUGGAGUGGCUCAGCGAGUAGAAGGUCCUGGAAAGGAUGGUGGAAUCGAUGAUACUUCCGAGGCUCAUCAUCAUGUGUCGGAGCGAGGCGCGGAGGCAGCACUAGAGACAGGCUCGUCUAGUCAAAAAGCGGGUGUUGACAAUGAAGGUGAUAAUGUCGACACCGAUCUGGGACAGGCACAGGGACAUCAAGGUACUAUGGAAAGAACUGCCGACGGUGUUCUUGCUACCGCCGAGGAUCAUGAGCGGGCGCAUGUGGAGCUGCUGCAAGGAGGUGACGUAACUACAGAUCCGUCAGUUCCUGCAGCUUUCGAAGAUGAAGAAAGCAUCAAGGAUGCGGGUCGUCGGGUUCUUGGUACCACGGACGUCGUCGAUACGGUGUCAUCUGCACCCCCUCCUCCUCCCCUUCCGACGUCACCGCCCGAGGAGGCUAAUUAUAUCGGCGCGGACCGAGGAUUCUCGACCGCGGCUGCUGUGACGGCCGCUGGUGCGAGAGAUGAUACGACCGCAGGGGUUGAUGCGGAAGCCACUACUUCUUCCCUGGAACAAAAUGUCGAAGCAGAGCCUCCUGUCGUGGCCGGAAAUUAUACUGCUGAUUCCCUCACGGGAGAAGUUGCAACGGAGGAACGCGCGGCGGUCCAGGAGCCAGAGGACGGUGGCCCGGACUCCACGCUACAAACCGCGAGUGCUGAAGAUGCAGUUCAAACCCAGAGUGGUGUUGGGCAUGAUGUCUCUACUUCCAGUGCCUCAGUUCGUCCGCUAGAAGAAGGUAACGUCGAGGAAAGUCGUGGCGAGAUAAAUAAGACCACCUUCAUCGACGACUCCGUGGCUACAACUUCUACUCCAGGUGGUGGCGUUGACAAAAAUGCCGGUUUUAGUACCAUUGCAAGUGAUACUGGUCGACAAAACCUAAACGACUCUGCCGAUGAAGACGCCCGUAGCGACAGCUCGCAAACCAGCGGAGGGCUGCGUGCGCGACUUGCGGGUGGACUCGAAAGACUGUUUUUCCGCAGAAGGUCUUCAUGAGCUAAUUUGCGCUAGCAUGCAAUGAAAAGUCGACGUGUACCUUUUGCACGCAAGUGCAGAUGAAAAACAAUAACGGGCAGUAGAUCCGAGAAGACGACGCGACAGUGGUUUUUCGCGUCACCGGUCAGUGCUGCCCGAGCGGAGAAGGAAAUUUUUCAAAAGACAGAUAAAACGUACGACCAGGAGGUUCAUGUCUACUGUAUGAUUCAAUUAUCUCGCUUCUUUCCGUCGAUGUGAAUUAUAGAUCGGCAACUACACAGCUGUUUUUAGUUGAAAAAAUGACCGUGUCCGUGUGUAUGAAUGUUUCGUACAGAUUUUUACAAAAUUCGAUUUUACAUGUGAGUUUCGGCUUUCAAUCUUUCAGUUUCUCGCGUCAUCAGAUUGCGCGGUAAUAUGAGUGUUUCAGUUUCUACUCAACUACGCAGCCGCAGUCACGAAGACGUUUGAUACAACACGACACGCCCGGGAGAACACAUCGAAGGUUGUAGGUUCACGGAUGCUAUGCAUUGCAAAUAUGUCUGGGUCCUCUUGAACAGCUUGCAAAGUUUGUCAUGCUGGUCUGGCACGACGGAAGAGCUUGUCAUGCGUGUCGUAAAAGAGACCCUUUUGUUUGUCAUGCAAAAACGCAGUUUGUGUUUGUCAUGCGGAAAAAGCAACACGAAAACGCGCAAAUAUUUCUAAGUCUUGCUCUUGACGGAGGGAGGAUUCACAACUCAGCAUUACAAGUUUGCAGACCCCUUGUAAUUACGUAUUUGCAUUACAAGUUUGCAGACCCAGACGUAUUUGCAUUGAAUAGAUGUCAGCGACGCGCAAAUGGAG
Molecule: messenger RNA, 3206 nt
Organism: Amoebophrya sp. A120
Lineage: Eukaryota; Dinophyceae; Syndiniales; Amoebophryaceae
Source: the annotation of a GenBank genome assembly